Paramacrobiotus metropolitanus is the source of this 1600-nucleotide messenger RNA. Its product is annotated as endoplasmic reticulum-Golgi intermediate compartment protein 2-like. Lineage: Eukaryota; Metazoa; Tardigrada; Eutardigrada; Parachela; Macrobiotidae. The record is from RefSeq and is a predicted model, not a curated record. Gene Ontology annotation, cellular component: membrane; endoplasmic reticulum; COPII-coated ER to Golgi transport vesicle. Gene Ontology annotation, biological process: retrograde vesicle-mediated transport, Golgi to endoplasmic reticulum; endoplasmic reticulum to Golgi vesicle-mediated transport. Bases 170 to 1399 code for a protein of 409 amino acids. The transcript has 10 exons.
CGAUUUUCCAUUUUCUGGAAUUUUGCAAUUUUGCUUUUGGGUUUGUUUUCUUGGAUUUCUUAUUUUUCUUUGGCAUUUGCUUGCAUUUUAUUGGAAAGGCAGACUUGAAGCUGUUCGGAUAAUCUGGACUGAUGUUUGCGUCUGGAUGUGUUUUUCGUGAAUCUGCAGAAUGGAGCAUGACGGAUUGAGACGGCGCAAAAUCGCCGAAUCCGAAACAGCGGACCGUGUGGAUGCCAUCCAGAAGAUCGCUUCUCUGGACGUCUUUCCUAAAGUUCCUUCGGAUUUUCAGCAACCGACAAAGUUCGGAGCAAUCUUGACGGUAUCCUGCACAUUUCUGAUUCUCUUUCUGGUGAUUGUGGAAUUUCUCCAUUAUCGCGAACCGGAUUUCCAUUAUGGAUAUUCGGUGGAUACGGACCACAGCACCAAACUGCCGUUGGUCAUUGAUAUGACGGUGGCCAGCGCGUGCGAAGCCAUCGGCGCGGACAUUGUCGAUCUGGUGAACGAGAACAUCGACAUGGACGGCGGGCUGAACGAGGAGCCGGCGUACUUCCAGCUGGGUGAGGAGGACGAGCAGGCCUGGCAGAUGCGCCGGCACGUCAACCAGUACAUCUCCGAGGAGUACCACGCCCUGCACAAGCUCCUGUGGGUCAAGGGCUACCGCAGCGCCGUCGCCCUGCCCACCGCCCGCAAAAUCCACUUCCGGGGCAAUUUGCGACACGACGCCUGCCGCAUCUACGGGGUGGUGCAUGUCAAGAAGAUGGCCGGGAAUUUCCACAUUCUGGCUGGCAAGGCGCUGCACGGCGGUGAUCUGCACGCGCAUAUCAGUCUUUUUACCUCCGAAUCAGACACGAAUUUCUCCCAUCGAAUCGAGCGGUUUGCAUUCGGUGCGCAAGAUGUGGCCAUUAUUAAUCCGCUGGAUGGCGAGGAGAAAACCACCAAUAAACAUUCCAUAAGUUAUCAGUACAAUCUGAAAGUUGUUCCCACGGAUGUGUCCACGCGGGCGGGCUCGGCCAUGGCCUAUCAGUACGGCGUCCAGUCCAUGGAGCGGAUUCUGAAUCACUCAACAGGCAGUCAUGGCAUUCCGGGGAUUUUCAUCAAGUAUGACAUCAACCCACUGAAGAUCAGCGUCAGUGAGCAGCCGGUGCCUAUUCUGCACUUUCUGGUGCGCGUCUGCGGCGUGGUGGGCGGGAUCUUCGCCACGACCGGCAUCGUCAGCUCGCUGAUCCAAGUGAUCGUGCAGCGCGUGAUGGGACGCUUCUCCCAGCGAAAGAUCCCCUUCUACAAACAGGACUCUCUCCCCGACAAGGAUCUCCAUCCCAGUUCGCCGACCAGCAAGCAGACCGUCCAGGAUAAUGCGCUCUUCACCGCCUACGCACCGUCCACCGUCAAGAAUUUGUAGAUUGUCAUUGAGCUGGGUUUCUAAUGUUGUGUCGGUAUCAGCCAGGAAAUGUGAUAGAAAUUUUGGUUAAAUCUAUUCAUUUUGUCCAACUGGGGGUGACUUUUAAUUGGUGUGUAGCUUUGUUUUCAUGGUUAGUGUUGGACGAAGCUGUACGCGUGUUAAAAAUUUUAGAUUGUUUUUAUUACCUAUUAAAAACUGACA